Molecule: messenger RNA, 2814 nt
Organism: Procambarus clarkii (red swamp crayfish)
Lineage: Eukaryota; Metazoa; Arthropoda; Malacostraca; Decapoda; Cambaridae
Molecular function (GO): protein binding
Source: RefSeq, a predicted model, not a curated record
GAUCAGUCCACGCUUGUCCGCCCGUGACGCGCCUCGCUCCGUCCCUCUAAGGGUCCAGGCAAGUAGCUCCGUCCCUCCGUCCAGGCAGGUAGCUCCGUCCCUCCGUCCACCUACGUACCUCCGUCCCCAGCCUGCCAACGACCAAACUGCGGCUACUUGAAGGUGUGAGGUUGAACUGUAGCUCUCGGGACGCAGAAGAUGGCCUCUCUGGUGCUGCUCGGAGCGGUGUUGUUAAUUAACUCCGUUGGUGCGGCCUCCAGCGCCCCUGCGGAGUCUGCGUCAGGCGCGGAGCGGUGUCCAGGGAGUGAUCAUAUACAGUGCGCUCACAGCGCCACCUGUAUCCCUCACCGCUACCUGUGUGACAAGGACUCAGACUGUCCCAAUCUCUCUGAUGAGGAUCUCGACCUCUGUAAAGCGUGGCGGAACGACUGCAGCCGAGGGGAGGCGCGGUGCAAGCGACAAGGGGAGUCGAACUGCGUCAGUAUCCCCAUCUACUGCAACACCACGGACCCUCCCUGUGAAGGCGACCUCGACCUGCGAGUGUGUGAGAUGCUGUACGACAAGAAGCUGCAGCCUCUAAACUCCGUCACACUUAAACACUUUGGUCAUAAAGAGACGAACCUGGAAAUGGGUGAGCAGCUGAAGGCGGAGUUCCAAAGAGCAGUGAACCUGACGAUGCAGCACUCGGAGUGUCCAGCACUGUACACCCUCGUCGGUCAGCAGUGCCUCUCUCUCUUCUUCCCCGGGGCUGUGGGAUGGGGUGAGGCCCGGGCCUUCUGCAAGCUCCUGGACGGCGACCUCCUCACCCUCAGGAACGUGACGGACUACAUGGAGCUCCUCCGUCACCUUCACCAAGCUGGGGUGACUGCGGAUUUCUGGGUGGGCGGCCGGUACGUGAACAAAACGCAUGGUUGGACGUGGUUGGACGACUCUCCCAUGGAUAUGGGCUCCCCAUACUGGGCUCUCAGGCACGGAACCACCUGCCAGGGUCGUAACGUCACCAACGAGGACACCGGCCGGACGCGGCUAGCUAACCACGGUGCCUGCUACCACUACCAGCAGGCGCCCCUCAAUUACCCCUCCGGCUGGUGCGUCGCCCUCACCUACCAGCAUUACUACUACUUCACCGACGAGGACUGUCUCCUGAAGAAGAGCCCUCUCUGUGUCUACGGUGACCCUCAAUAUCUCGAGUAGCUCCUGGCCUAACUGUACAUGCUCGAGUAACAUUUGUUCAACGUCGAACCAGUAUUAUGAAAGCUGAUUCAGUGUUGCAUUAAUGUCAUUUGUCCAGCAUUACUCCAGGGAGAAGGGUGGAGCCAUGUGAUGCAAGGGGGAGGGUGGGGCCAUGUGCUACAAGGAAGAGGAUGGGGCCAUGUUUUGCUAUGGGGGGAGGUGGUUUAUGGAGCCAUGUGCUACAAGAGGGGAGGAUGGGCCCAUGUUUUGCUAUGGGGAGAGGUGGUUUAUGGAGCCUUGCAUGUGCUACAAGGGGGAGGAUGGGGGCCAUGUGAUGCAUAGGGUAGGGGGGGGGAUUACGCUGCCUUAUACACAAGCAUUUUGGGAGUUUUGUUUGCUAAUUGAUGACAGUAGCAUUAAUUAGAUGUUGAAUCCUUUAAUUACAAAGAAAUGUUGAGGUUUCCAGUUGUUGCCACUCAUUUACUCAUUUACACUACUUAUAAGCAGUAACUACAUUAUAGUUGAUCAUUAAAUUAGAGGUUUUUAGCUAUCAUAAUUUUAAAAUUCAUGACUUUAAUUUUAAAGUCCUUGCUCUUUGUGCAUUAUUGACCAAUGUUUACUGUAUUGCUUGUGAACCAACUAUUUACAGGCCAUCCUCCUCAAAUGAUAGUAUAGUAAUUCUUUGGCCGAAAGUACAAGUAAGUAGCGAUGGUCCACCAAAAAAGUUCCCUUUUGUACUAUUAAUUUUAUAGUCCGGAAAAAAAUAAAGUUGAAACCAAACUUAAUUCCUAGACCCAGUACAGCAUAUAUAUGUACUAUAUUAGGCCUAAGUGUGUAUUAGGCGUAGGAUUGCUAGAUAUAUUAUGUUGCAGUUAAAAAGGUUUCCCAUUUGACCAAAUUCAGUAAUAUAAAAGUCAACUUUCUGGUGGUCCAUCACUACAUAUUGGUACUUUUAACUUAAUAGUUACUAUAAGUGCUACCAUUUUAGGAGGAUGGGCUGAAAUAAAUAUAUGUAUUGCAUUUUAUUUUUGUCUUAUUGAAAAUCCCCAAAAUAAACCGGGUAAUAAUUCUCGCCGGCGGAGGGCAAAAGCCUGUUCUUAGACUUUUAUUGUGGUCUUUCUAGACCAGUGGUUCUCAGCCUAUUAUGUCUCGGUCCCCCUUUUUCCUACCACAUUCUCACCUGUGGACCCCUACAACCACGUUCUCGGCUGUGGACCCCUACAACCAUGUUCUCACCUGUGGACCCCUACAACCUCGUUCUCGGCUAUGGACCCCUACAACCACGUUCUCACCUGUGGACCUCUACAACCACGUCCUUACCUGUGGACCCCUUCACGUAAACUAAGAUAUAUGACUUGUACAAGAAAUUUAUCCGAAUUUACCUGAAUUUGCUUAGGGUCCACUAGCACUCUAGGCGGCUUGUCAAAGGUCCCACCAUUUGUCCUGAUGAUUUUUUCCAGCUGAAUUAUAAAAUUCAACACAGUUUUGCCAGUUACGGCUUCUGCGGGUAGGCGGUUCCAUGGUUUUGUAACCCUGUGAGUGUAGAAAGCGAUAUGUUAUGCUGGAAACACUUUGCGUUCUGUGUCUUUAUUAUAUAUACACCUUUAUGUAUCAAAUAAGCAACCACUAUAUCAUGUUCUG